UUCGGUUGGGUUUACGGUUUCUUCCGACAUCAUGUCCUCCCGGAGGGUAAAACCGGGUUUAAAAGUGAAGCUUGAUGGAGCAGGCACAAGUAACAAUGCGCCAGACAGCUCAGAAGGCUCAACCCCGAGAAAUUUGGAUAAAAGAGGGACACUGACCGUAGGCGAGCGAUCAUUCGUAGUGGAAGCGGAUCACCUUCGAAAGCUAGCUGAUCUAGGUCGAGGAGCAUAUGGCAUUGUCGAGAAAAUGUUGCAUCAACCAUCCGGCACGGUAAUGGCUGUUAAACGUAUCACAGUAACGAGUGGCCUGGGGGUAGCUGGUGGAGCCGGCAGCGUUCAGUCUCAGGAACAGAAGAGAUUGCUAAUGGAUUUGGACGUAUCUAUGAGGGCCAGUGACUGCCGACACACCGUACAGUUCUAUGGAGCAUUGUUCCGUGAAGGCGACGUUUGGAUUUGCAUGGAAGUUAUGGACACUAGUGUAGAUAAGUUUUAUCCUAUAGUGUAUAAACGACCAGGACGCACCAUCCCGGAACGCAUUCUGGGACGUAUUGCGCUUGCAAUAGUCCGCGCGUUGCACUAUUUACACACUGAACUUCGUGUAAUCCAUCGCGAUGUGAAGCCAUCAAAUGUACUCAUGAAUCGCUACGGUCAAGUAAAAAUGUGUGACUUUGGAAUAUCUGGGUACCUCGUUGACUCUGUAGCGAAAACAAUUGACGCGGGUUGCAAACCAUAUAUGGCUCCGGAAAGAAUCGACCCAGCAAGCUGUAGCCGAACGGCAGGAUAUGAUAUUAAAUCCGAUGUUUGGUCGUUAGGUAUAACAAUGGUGGAGAUCGCCACUGGACGUUUUCCGUAUUCCGCUUGGCGAACGCCGUUCGAGCAGCUGAAACAAGUCGUUACAGAUGAACCCCCCAGAUUGCCGAAAGUUGCUGCUGCGGGAGGCGAAGAGUUUACUUCAGAUUUUCAUGCCUUUAUCGAUAACUGUUUGAAGAAACAUUAUCAACAACGUGCCAACUAUGAACAGCUUCUUGCAAUGGAAUUUAUGAAGCGCCACGACGAUGAUGCAAAAUCUGAAACAAGUGAUAUGGCCCAGUACAUUUGCACGAUACUGGAUGAACGUGAUGCAAUUGCUGAGGAAAGCGUGAGCCUUCCGGAGUAAUGUAAUUUUACAAUCUGAAGAUACAAAUAAAAAUA
This is a messenger RNA of Anopheles cruzii, 1188 nucleotides long. RefSeq names its product dual specificity mitogen-activated protein kinase kinase 6 (gene lic). Lineage: Eukaryota; Metazoa; Arthropoda; Insecta; Diptera; Culicidae. Bases 32 to 1153 code for a protein of 373 amino acids. Gene Ontology annotation, molecular function: MAP kinase kinase activity; ATP binding. The record is from RefSeq and is a predicted model, not a curated record. Gene Ontology annotation, biological process: protein phosphorylation; stress-activated MAPK cascade. The transcript has 2 exons.